AUGAAAAGUCCAUAACAUUAAGAAUAAUUCAAAUAAGUGAAGCAGAAUCCCUUAAAUAAUUCAAAAAGUAAACAAUUAUACACCUUCCCCAAAUCUCCAAGAUUCAAUUACAAGGAAUAAAGAGAUAACUCGCCAUCCUUUUAUUCAAUCAAAACUGAUCUCGUUUCCCCUAAUAAAGGAGUCUCUUUUGGAUCUGGCACCAAAGUUGAUUUCUCCAAAUUGGGAACUAAAACUCCAGGUCCAGGAUAAUACCAAGUCUAACAGCAAAAGAUUAAUCAAGUUACUAAUUUAAAAAAACAUACCAUGGGAGUUGGUAGAACAUAGACAAAACAGAAAAGUGAAGUACCUCCUGUUGGGGUUUAUGAAGUCGCCCAAAAUUUAGUCUAAGUUAAUAAGGCUCCACAUUUCGGAUUAAAAUUAUAACCAAAGAAUGAAACAUGCUCUCCUGGACCUGGAAAGUAUGACAUUUAAGUGAAAGAACAUUCUAAAUCAUUCGUUGCUGGAUUUGGUUCUGGAAGAUCAGGUCAGACUACUGACGAUACUCCUGGACCUUAAGAAUAUAGACCCAGAACUGAAAUGUCUCCUAAAUAUACAAAUUCAAAUUGGACUAAUUGCCAAACAGCUAAGUUUUCAAAGGUCUAACGUUUUGGAAGUAACAAAACUAUCACACCUGGACCUGGAAACUAUUAAAUAGCUGGAGAAUUUGGAAUAUACUGA
Messenger RNA from Paramecium tetraurelia, 717 nucleotides. RefSeq lists its product as uncharacterized. Lineage: Eukaryota; Ciliophora; Oligohymenophorea; Peniculida; Parameciidae. The record is from RefSeq and is a predicted model, not a curated record. The transcript is spliced from 3 exons.